This is a messenger RNA of Serpula lacrymans var. lacrymans S7.9, 2634 nucleotides long. RefSeq lists its product as uncharacterized. Lineage: Eukaryota; Fungi; Basidiomycota; Agaricomycetes; Boletales; Serpulaceae. The transcript has 12 exons. Gene Ontology annotation, molecular function: protein binding. Gene Ontology annotation, cellular component: cytoplasm. Bases 1 to 2634 code for a protein of 877 amino acids. The record is from RefSeq and is a predicted model, not a curated record.
AUGUCUUCAAGUAUCAACACUCCAGUUCCAACGACGCUCGCAUAUAACAUCGCGGGAUGCUCAGAACAUAGCGGACGAUAUGUUGCGGAGAACAUAAUGGUAGAUACUCCUUAUGACCAGACUAGCCGGUGGAGUGGAGCACAUCAGGAGCCAAAUAUGAAGCAAUGGAUGCUCCUACGCUUGGAUAACCUGAGCGUCGUCAAAAGCAUCACUUUCGGAAAGUUCCACAAAACACACCCUUGUAAUAUGAAAGAAUUCAAGCUUUAUGUUGGGUUGCAUCAAGAUCAUAUGACAGAAGUUCUCCAUUGUGGCCUCAAGAAUGACACUGUUGCAGAGACCUUUGCGGUAAGGCAUGUCAAUAAUAUGGGCAUAUGUUUUCCUACCCGCUUUAUCAAAAUCGUGCCAUUAUCCGCCCAUGGGCAAAGCUUCCAUACUUCCAUCUGGUUUGUUUCCUUGCUGGGUAUCGCAGACCCUUCGUAUGUAGAGCAAAUCUGUGCAAGAUAUGACGACUAUCGUGAAUCGAUUGUUCUCCGUCAUGUCCUGAAGCAUCUCCGCCAACGUCGCCUUUUAACGCCCUAUCAUUCAAUUUUAUCGAGCUCAAAUUUUGAACCUGAACACCCUUUGGUUACAUCUCUCUAUUCACAUCUCGUUCUCCAAGGAAAUUGGAAGGAGUGCGAAUCCCUAUUUUCUAAAGCUUCGGAGGCUGGACUGUUUACACCGUAUAUACGAGCAUGCGAGCCCCAUGCGAAGUGGACGAGACUCUAUGGCGUAGACGCCGAUGGCGAUGCACCGUCAAAGCGAGGUGGGCACGCCAUGUGCCUUGAUCCUGACAACAACAUGAUAUACCUAUUCGGUGGAUGGGAUGGUCAGAAAAGUCUGGACGACUUUUGGGUGUACGACAUCAAGAAUGAAAGGUGGAAACAACUAAGCCAUAGUACAUCCCUGGAGAAAAACGGUCCUGUGGCAAGAUCAUGUCACAAAAUGGUGUAUGACACUAAGUCAGGUUGUAUUUAUCUAUUGGGAAGACUUGGCGAUGGGGAUCUGGUACGACAAGAUGAUGAAACUGCGGCUGCUUCACAAACGCAGAACGGUGAGACGUCUGGUGGUUCUGCCGAAAGUGUGCCAUCCGCUCCCACCCCAUAUUGUUCCGAGUUCUAUCGCUAUCACACUCGAGGACUCGAUGCAGGGAAGUGGGAUUUGUUGACUUUUGACACGGCCUCAGCAGGUGGUCCGCCACUCAUCUUUGAUCAUCAAAUGGUUAUGGAUUGUGAUGCCCAAAUACUUUAUGUCUUCGGGGGUCGUGUAGUUGAUGGGCAUUGGGAUUCGCCAAAGUACUCGGGUUUAUACAGCUACAAUGUACGAACCAGCAAAUGGAAAUUACUUCAGCCUCUUAACGCAUCAUGCUCUCCUACCUCGCAAACUUCGAUACUACCGCGCUUUGGUCACUCCAUGGUUCUUGACUCUUCCUCCCAUGUUCUUUUUAUUUUUGCAGGCCAAAGGGACAAUAAAUAUCUUUCCGAUAUGUACGCAUACGACAUCACUUCCAAUGUAGUCACGGAGCUCUUUGGUAACUUCAGCACAAGCGGAGGGCCAGACGCGUGCUUCACCCAACGAGCAGUUAUCGAUGCCGGUGAUAAGGAGAUAUAUGUGUUUUGUGGUUUGACAAGGGCACAUCAGUCUUCAGCACUUACUGUACUCCAAUUAGACGCUCCCAACUGGGUGUAUCGAUACGAAAAUGCCGCACGUCCCGGAAAGUGGACGCAGAUCCUUCCGGAGGUCUUGAGAGAUGGUGAAGAAGGACUGGCUCAAGAACCGCUACCCCGGUAUGCACAUCAAGUAGUGUAUGAUGACAGUACGAGAACUGUAUUUAUGCAUGGUGGAAAUGCCGGAGAGGCAGAGGGAGCAGAUUCAGGUGAAAAUGUGGCGGAAACACACGAGGAUGAUGACGAACUGAAGAGUGACCAUACUGGUGAACGAGAUAGGCCUCUAACUAAGGAAACGAGACUGGACGAUUUCUGGAGUAUGACUUUGCAAAGAAUUUCCAGCAAAGAAGUAGUUAGGCGAGGAAUCUACCAGAUUCGAAAGCAACAAUUUCGCGAAAUGUGCGAGGAACAACCUGCUGUGAAGGCUCUCAGGUUCUUGCAGACAGAAGUAUCUGCAGUCGUAGAUCACAAAUCUCCAAAGGAGGCAUCCGUUUUCCGAUCAUUACUAGCACACCUGCUCUCCCCAUCCGUCCCUUUGGCCAAUCCGUCUGAGAAGGAUUCUUCAUCUCAUAUCACCGUGGACGAAUCUAGUGAUGCAGAGGCACCACCUAAGAAACGUUCGCGUCCGAAUACACCUGAUGAAGCUUGGACGAACCAGCUAGAUGAGGAUGAUAUAAGUACGGGAGGCGCUACAUCAUCUGACUCCACUGGGCGUCCGUCGUCUCCGGCGAAGCAGACUCGUGCAGUAUUGUGUUUUGACGAAGAUCCUGAUGAGAUCAGCAGACGUGCGGACACCUCGAAGCCACUUCUAGCAGAACGUUUCAAGCAGCGAACAGAAACUUUUGAGGGUCUACUGGAGCUCAUAGGAGAUGACGCUAAGCAGCCGGAUGGGAGUUUGUUGGAUCUGGUGGAUGUUGACAAUGGUUUGUAA